AUGUCAUUGACAAGUGCUGCUCCUUUGUUAGCAUUGUUGAGGGAAGAUGAUAAUGUUGUUAAAUCAUAUGCUUUACAAUCUAUCAAUGGUGUAGUUGACGAAUUUUGGUCUGAAAUUUCAAAUGAUAUUACAGAGAUCGAAACAUUAUAUGAUGAUCGUUCUUUCGCAGAUCGUAAAAUGGCUGCAUUGAUUGCUUCAAAAGUGUACUAUAACUUGGGUGAAUAUGAACCUGCUGUCAAAUAUGCUUUGGCAGCUGAAGAAAGCUUUAAUAUCGAUGAAAAAUCCCAAUAUGUGGAAACUAUUGUUACUCAGAGUAUAGAAAUGUACAUAAUGUUAACUACCCAAAAUUUCAAUGCCACUACUGAAGCUGAAAAAGUUGAAAUUGAUCCUAGAUUGGUCUCCAUUUUUGAAAGAAUGAUGGAGAAAUGUGUUAAAGCUUCUGAGUUUAAGUUAGCAUUGGGUAUUGCCUUAGAAAGUUACAGAUUAGAUGUGGUAGAAGUUAUACUAAAAAAUAGCAUUGAUAAUGACAAUGAAUCAAACUCAUUGAAAUUAAUAAACUAUGUUUUAGUCGCCGCAUCCACUAUAGUUGCCAAUUCGAACUUCAGAUCUCAAAUUUUGACUUUACUGUUUAAAAUGUUAAUGUCCAUGAAAAAUAUUGAAUAUUUUACUGUAUCAAAAGUUGUAGUAAACUUAAAUGAUGCUCAAUUGGCUAUUCAAUUAUUUGAAAAGUUACGUAAAGAUGAAGACAAAAACAUUUCUUAUCAAAUCGCCUUUGAUUUGGUAUCAUCAGCAUCUCAAGGUCUAUUAGAUACUCUAUCCGCAGAAUUGAAACAAAAACAAUAUGAAGAGAAGAUCUUAGAAAUAUUGUCAGGUAUUCCAACCUGUGACUACUAUAAUACUUUCCUAUUAAACAAUAAGAAUAUUGACAUGGGUUUAUUAAACAAAUCAAAAUCAUCUUUAGAUGGUAAAUUCUCAUUGUUUCAUACUGCAGUCAGUGUUGCCAAUGGUUUUAUGCACUCUGGUACAACUGAUAAUUCAUUUAUUAAGGCUAAUCUACCUUGGUUAGGUAAAGCUCAGAACUGGGCCAAAUUCACUGCCACUGCUUCAUUGGGUGUUAUACAUAGAGGUAACUUAGCCGAUGGUAAGAAGGUUAUGGCACCUUAUUUACCUGGUAGCCGUGCUACUUCACGUUACAUUAAAGGUGGUUCUUUGUAUGGUUUAGGUUUGAUAUAUGCUGGGUUUGGUAGAGAUGUUAUUGACUAUUUGAAAGGCCACAUUACUGAAAACAGUUCCAACUGUGGUGAUGAAGAUGUUGAUGUUUUAUUACAUGGUGCCUGUUUAGGUAUUGGUUUAGCUGCACUAUCAUCUGGUAACUUAGAAAUUUAUGAAUCACUAAAGGAAGUCUUAUAUGGUGAUUCUGUAAUAUCUGGUGAGGCAGCUGCCCUUGGUAUGGGUUUGACCAUGUUAGGUUCCGGUAAUGCUACCGCUUUGCAUGAUAUGUAUACAUAUGCACAAGAAACAAAUCAUGGUAAUAUCACACGUGGUUUAGCCAUUGGUUUAGCUUUGAUUAACUAUGGUCGUCAAGAAUUAGCUGACGAUUUAAUUGAAAAGAUGUUGUCAAACGAUGAGGCACUAUUACGUUAUGGAGGUGCUUUCACUAUUGCAUUAGCAUACGCUGGUACAGGUAACAAUAAAGCUGUUAAAAAAUUGUUACAUAUCGCUGUCUCUGACUCAAAUGAUGACGUUAGAAGAGCUGCUGUUACCGCCUUAGGUUUUGUGUUAUUACGUGACUACACUACUGUUCCAAGAAUUGUUGAAUUAUUAGCUCAAUCUCACAAUCCACACGUUAGAUGUGGUACUGCAUUUGCAUUGGGUAUUGCUUGUGCAGGUAAAGGAUUAAAAUCAGCAAUUGAUGUUUUAGAGCCAUUGACUAAAGAUCCAGUUGAUUUUGUUCGCCAAGCAGCAAUGAUUGCUCUAGCAUUAAUAAUGAUACAGCAAACAGAUAAAUUGAAUCCAAAGGUCACUGAAAUAAAUGAAUUGUUUUUGAAUGUUAUUAAGAAUAAGCACCAGGAAGGAUUAGCCAAAUUUGGCGCUUGUAUUGCUCAAGGUAUUAUGAAUGCCGGUGGUAGAAAUGUGACAAUUCAAUUAGAAAAUGCUGAAACAGGUACUCUUGAUGCCAAGUCAGUUGUUGGUUUAGCUAUGUUUUCACAAUUUUGGUACUGGUUCCCACUAUCUCAUUUCUUAACUUUGUCAUUUACCCCAACCACCGUUGUUGGUGUGCGUGGUUCUGACUUCAAUAUUCCAAAAUUUGACUUAAAUUGCCAUGCUAAGCAAGACCUAUUUAGUUAUCCAAAAAUGUAUGAAGAAGCAAUGGACAAGGAGGUAGAAAAGAUCGCAACUGCAGUCUUAUCUACUACAGCAAGAGCAAAGGCAAGAGCUAAGAAAACAAAGAAAGACAAAGAAGGUGAAGAAGAAACUAAGUCUGUUAAAACCGAGGAAACUCAAGAGACUCAAGAAGCUGAAGAGAAGAAGGUAGAUAUAGAAGAUAAAGAAAAGGAUUCCUCAAAGAAUAAAUAUUCCAACAAACCAUAUAAAGUGGGGAACAUGACUCGUAUAAUGCCACAACAAGCAAGAUAUAUUUCUUUCAAUAAAGACAACCGUUUUGCUCCUGUUCAUAAAUAUAAGGGUGGUACAGGCGUAAUUAUUCUUAAUGAUAAGACUCCAAAUGAACCUAUUAAGAUAAUAGAAACUGUAAGACAAAGUAAGGACGUAAAUGCUCCAUUACCAACUCCGUUUAAAGUUGAGGACGAAAUCGAUUUCAUGAAAUUAUGUUAA
Molecule: messenger RNA, 2835 nt
Organism: Vanderwaltozyma polyspora DSM 70294
Lineage: Eukaryota; Fungi; Ascomycota; Saccharomycetes; Saccharomycetales; Saccharomycetaceae
Gene: RPN2
Product: proteasome regulatory particle base subunit RPN2
Exons: 1
Coding region: 1-2835 (944 amino acids)
Biological process (GO): regulation of protein catabolic process; proteasome-mediated ubiquitin-dependent protein catabolic process
Cellular component (GO): proteasome storage granule; proteasome complex; nucleus
Molecular function (GO): enzyme regulator activity
Source: RefSeq, a predicted model, not a curated record